AUGGUCCUGUUCGCCGGCUUCGGCUCCAUCGUUCCACCGGCGGUCGAAGCCGGCUGUCGGCGGUUGGAGCGAAAAGCGUGCGAAGCGAUUUGUGUCCGAUCGACGUCACCUUCGUCGGCCGGCGACGAUUGGAACUGCGAGCUGCGAGUGGUCCUGAUCAUGCCGGCCAACACAAGCUUCGAAGUUUCGUUGCCCCGGGUUCAGCCGGUGUUGGCGAAGGCCGAAGCGGACAUCCGCCAGCGGGCCAUCAUACCGCGCAACGUUUCCAUCCGCUGGAUUCCGUUCGACGAUCGGUGCGAACAGGCCCGGGCCACGGUGAUGGCGAUGGACGGGACGGGGAGCGAGGUGUGCGGUCACCUUAUCCUGGGCCCGACCUGUGAUUUUGCACUCGCGCCCGUGGCCCGAAUCGCCCGCUACAUCUACAACGAUGGCAUCCCGGUGUUGACCGGUGCCGGGUACACCUUCGAUUUCGAGGAACCGAAAACGAGCUGCGAGCACGAGUUCCACAUGCUCAUCCGCACCGGGCUGGUCAGCUUCAAACGGAUGGCGUACUUUAUGAUCGAUCUCAUCCGCCACUUCAAGUGGAAGCGCGUCGUGUACUUUUACGACCGGCAGAGCUACUACAACGUGGCCGGCCCACAAACGGGCCACCUGCUGAUGAACACGAUGGCGGAGUUUUUCCGCCACGAAAACAUCACCUACUCACCGUUCGCGACCGACUCGGCCCGCACCAACCUCACCGAGAGCCUGAAGGAAAAGGUCGGCGUUAACUAUGCAAACUCCCAGACCACCAGCCUGCUGAAGGUGAGUCAGACCAACCUGGCGGCGGCGAUGCGCCUUUUUUGUCGCGCCAACUACAAAAAGGGUCCCAAAAAGACGAUUCACAAGGACGACCUCUUAGAAACCCCGGACGGUGGCUAA
Molecule: messenger RNA, 921 nt
Organism: Anopheles cruzii
Lineage: Eukaryota; Metazoa; Arthropoda; Insecta; Diptera; Culicidae
Product: atrial natriuretic peptide receptor 3
Exons: 4
Coding region: 1-921 (306 amino acids)
Molecular function (GO): signaling receptor activity; peptide hormone binding
Source: RefSeq, a predicted model, not a curated record